Molecule: messenger RNA, 1391 nt
Organism: Lonchura striata (white-rumped munia)
Lineage: Eukaryota; Metazoa; Chordata; Aves; Passeriformes; Estrildidae
Source: RefSeq, a predicted model, not a curated record
GGCUUCCGUGAUGGAAGGGGUGUUCCUGGAGCAAGGCAGAAUUCAUCUCCAGCUCAGCUGCCCAUGGAGGAAAGAGCCUCAGGGGAACAGGAGAACUCCAGGGCAGCCUUCCUGCAGCAGCAUUCCCUGCCCUCCUCGGAGAGCGAGGAUGACGAUGGCUUCAUGGAGCUGCUGGAUGAGCAGGACUUGAAGAACGAUGAGGAGAUGCCCUCAGACGUGUCCAGCCUCUGGACAGCACCGCUGGUCAUGAGGAGAGCUGACAGUCGGGCCAAGCGGUGCCGGCUGUUUGGCUCUUCAUCCAUGUCAAGCAUUGCAGGAAGAACCACCCAGAAAAGGAUGGAGAGAUCCCAGGAGGAGAAUUCUCCAGGGAAAAGCAAGAAGAGGAAAAGCCUGCCCGGAACUUCCGAGGACUCGACGAGCCUGAAGCUGGUGAGGACCCAGCCCUCCACAGCAGAGAUCGAGAGCAUUUUGGACAGUGACCAGAGAGACCUUAUCGGGGACUUCUCCAAGAGUUAUUUAUUUGACACUGUCGAUGGGAAACACCAAGAUUUAAAGUACAUCGACUCCGAAAUGAUUGUGUCUGUGCUGACUGGCAAGUUUGAGAGCUUCAUCAAGCAGUGUGUGAUAAUUGACUGUAGAUACCCCUAUGAGUACGAAGGGGGACACAUCAAGGGUGCCAUAAACCUCCACAUGGAAGAGGAGGUGGAGAAUUUCCUGCUGAAGAAGCCGAUCCAGCCGUCGGAGGACAAGCGCGUCAUCGUGGUGUUCCACUGCGAGUUCUCCUCGGAGCGUGGCCCUCGCAUGUGCCGGUUUGUGAGGGAACAGGACAGGCUGAGCAAUGAGUACCCCAACCUGCACUACCCUGAGCUCUACGUGCUCAAGGGGGGCUACAAGGAUUUCUUCUCGAGGUGCCAGAGCUUCUGCGAGCCCCAGAGCUACCGCCCGAUGCACCACAAGGACUUCAAGGAGGACCUGAAGCGGUUCCGCACCAAGAGCCGGACCUGGGCCGGGGAGAAGAGCAAGAGGGAGAUGUACAGUCGGCUCAAGAAGCUCUGAGGGCUGCAGGGACCUGCAAGGACUGCCCAGCCCGGGGGCUGCAGUGGCACAGCCCCGUGUUCCUGUGCUCCCACUCCCCUGGGUCUCCUCCCUGGGAUCACCUGGACCUCGGCCCCACGAGCCGGACGCCGGCUGGGAGCCGCCUUGGGAUUCUCUUGGUUACGUUGCUUCGUGAAAAUGUUGUGGCUUCUUGUGUUGUGUGACACCCCCAGACCGCCCAGGGAGGCUGGGGACAGCCUCGUGGGGCUGGGCUCGGUGUCAGCACUGCCAGGGAAUUGUAGUGCCUGUUAAUUUUUAAAUGCUUCUUUUAUUUAAAUACAGUCAAAUGAAGCCAA